Molecule: messenger RNA, 429 nt
Organism: Helianthus annuus (common sunflower)
Lineage: Eukaryota; Viridiplantae; Streptophyta; Magnoliopsida; Asterales; Asteraceae
Product: extensin-like
Exons: 1
Coding region: 1-429 (142 amino acids)
Source: RefSeq, a predicted model, not a curated record
AUGGGUGGGCCCUCGAAUGCGGCGCCAGAGAUUGAACCUCCGCCAGCUUCUUAUGCACCACCAGAGCCGCCUAUGGGUUUUGAUAACCCAAUCCCCACCUACCUAGGUUCUUCUGGGUAUAAUCCUUUUGAAAACCCAUCGGGGUACCCCUCGGACUAUGCAUCUCAAGACCCGUACCUUACGGCUGCGCAGUAUCACCACCUUUACCCUUCUUCUUACCCUCCGGUUCUUCCAAUUGGAUAUCCAGUACCAGGUUAUCAGUACCCACCGUACCAACAACCUCCUCCUCCACAGCAGCAGCAGCAGCAACAGACCCAGGAAAUCCUGGAGAGGUUAGAUAGGGUUGAGCACAAGGCUAGGAAAAACAAGGAGAAGCAUAAUAGCUUUAUGAAAGACCUUGCAAACCUUAUCAAAGGGAAGAAGAAGUAG